CUAUUUAAACUUAUAGACUUUGUUAUUAAGGUGACAGAUUCUAUAACUUCGGCAUUCAGACGAUUAGAAGGUAGCACAUUUGGAUUAGAAAGAUUUGUGUAUACUAUUUGGAGAUCAGACAAUUUCAGACAACUAGGAGGUAGUACAUUUGGCUUAGGAAGAUCU
Messenger RNA from Dentiscutata heterogama, 165 nucleotides. Lineage: Eukaryota; Fungi; Glomeromycota; Glomeromycetes; Diversisporales; Gigasporaceae. The record is from the annotation of a GenBank genome assembly.